GUUUUCACUCCUCUAAAUUCUAAGAUCUUCUUACUCCUAAAGCUUCGGUUUCGUGGAGUGCUUGUCAUCUCUCUUCUAUCACGCUGUCAGCUCAGCUCGUGCAGUGUAGUAGAACUACUCAACAUUCCUAACCAUUGGGGAAGCCAGCACCAUCGUGUAAUCGGGCCUGCCAGGAGUGAGGCUGGUCCUUCACCUCCUAUUACCAGGCUCCCAAGGAAGGGGGAGCCAGCAGACACACCCAACAGCUCCCACCACCCCAAAGCUCUUUAAAGACCAGCAUAUACAGUGAUUGCUGCUGAAAUGCAGCCGCCUCUGGGGAGAGCCGCUUUGAACAGUGCUGCAGAACAGCACAGUGCAGGGAGCAAAGCAGAAUCCCAAGCUUAACAAGGAUCUGUGGGCAGCAUUUCACGAGGCAGGCUGGAGGAAGUACUGCCCCAUCAGCAAGCUAUUGGCUGGGCCCCACACUGUAUUCCCAGGAAGCUCCCUGGGCGUAUGCAGCCCAUCACAGAGCCAGGACAAUGAGGAGCCAAGGAAGCAGGAGAACUUGGGACCAAAUUUCAGGGAGAAGUCGGGACCUGGAGCCAGUGGACUGCACCAGCUGCUGACACCCCACCGCAGCCAUGAGCCUGGAGCCCCCCAAGCUGGAGAUCAAGUCAGCCACCAGGGUGACUGGAGGGCCAGCCACCCCCAGGAAAGGGCCCCCCAAAUUCAAGCAGAGGCAAACCAGACAGUUCAAGAGCAAGCCACCCAAGAAGGGGACCCAAGGGUUCGGUGAUGACAUCCCUGGCAUGGAGGGGCUGGGAACAGACAUCACCGUGAUUUGCCCCUGGGAAGCUUUCAGUCACCUGGAACUCCAUGAGCUGGCGCAGUACGGCAUCAUCUAGCCGGCCCUGAGCAUGUCUCAUGGCAGCCCGGCCGCCCACAGAGUGUCACUAUUUAUACAGAGGCGGCUGCAGCCGCUUUCGCUGCUAGUGACCAGACCAGCCUCAACAAGCUCUUUCAAAUAAACACGCUCAGUC
Mauremys reevesii (Reeves's turtle) is the source of this 1019-nucleotide messenger RNA. It is a transcript of the gene PDE6G, whose product is annotated as phosphodiesterase 6G. The transcript is spliced from 5 exons. Gene Ontology annotation, biological process: positive regulation of epidermal growth factor receptor signaling pathway; visual perception; positive regulation of G protein-coupled receptor signaling pathway. Gene Ontology annotation, molecular function: 3',5'-cyclic-nucleotide phosphodiesterase activity; cGMP binding. The record is from RefSeq and is a predicted model, not a curated record. NCBI's taxonomy places the organism in Eukaryota, Metazoa, Chordata, Testudines, Geoemydidae. The coding region runs from base 621 to 884 and encodes 87 amino acids. Gene Ontology annotation, cellular component: mitochondrion; photoreceptor outer segment membrane.